GCAUGUAUUCAUAGCGCUUUCACAAAUGAUUCAUCGCGCGAUUCAUCCUGAGAAAGAAACAUCAGAUAUUCAAAGAACUUUUGGGAUAAUUUAGUCCCGUUAGGUUUCUAUUUUAUUUCCAAUUUCUGCUUGUAACUGUUAUUUGGAAUAUUUAACACUUAUUAUUUAACUUUUAUAAUUCAAAAAGCAAUUAACAAUAUUUGUAGUAGUCGUAAUAUGAAUUAUAAUAUUAUUGCUAGUUAAUGAUAUUAACAAUAAUAUUUAACUUAACCCACUGUAAAUGAAUGACAGGCAGAUGGUUUGAUUGACAGAGAAAGGGCGGGGUCCUGUUGUCAUCAUCUGUGUUUUUAACUGAUAUCUGACAGAUAUUGUUGAUAUUUUAUUUGCAAAUAUUUUUGGUAAAUCGUGUAUAUAUUUGAUAAAGUCGCGCUUUACAGAUAGAUUUUCAGAUGAAUCAUUUGAAUCUGUUCGACUGAAUCGUUCAGAUGGCUCGAGCAUCAGUGAAACGAGAGUGAGUGAGGGAGCGCAGAUUGAGAUCAGAUUUGAGAGGUGUCACUGUUAUAAUGAAGAUCAGACGCGUUUCUUCAAAUUAAUUCUCUUUCUGGACUCAUUCUGCUGAUGAAUCGGGCGGGAAAAACACUCGUGUAUACUUCAGAGAGCUGAUGAGAGAAACUUUAACGCAUUGAAUCUUCAUCACGAUCCGUUUUUCUCCCAUAAGUUUAUCGGGUUUUGUCUGAAUAUCGUUGCUAAGAUGUUCUCUUUAUACUCUCUUGUCAUUUUUAUCUCGGGCUGGUACUCGUGUGCACGUGCGCUGAAGGUGAGUGUUGGUGCGGUUCUGUUGGAACGAGGUUCUGUUUGGUCUUUAGCAGUCAGUCGGUGUGACUCCAGACUCCGUGAUAACGUGACUGUACAGAUGCCUCCCAACAUCUCAGGUCAUUGGGUGUCCAACAGUUGUGAGGUGAGACCUGGCCCAGAAUUCCUCACUCGCUCCUACCGCUUCUACUCCAAUCACACCUUCCAGGCUCUCCAGUUCUACUACCAGGACAACCACUGCACUCAGCCCAGAUACACGCUCCUGAUCCAGGGCGGCAUCCGGACGCUACAGGCCUCGUGGGUCGUCCGGGGGGGCACCGAGUCCGAAUACCACCUGAGCCUCGUUCAGCUGCUGUGUCACGGCCCGGCGGCAGAGCUGCGGCGGCGUCUAGAGACGGCCUGCGACCUGCGGCGGCCUUUGCUGCCGGGUCAGACUUACGAGUUGUGGGACGAGCGGUGGGCGUCGUCGGGUCGUGACUGCACCCGUGGCUUAGACUUCAGCAUGCGUGAACUGCAGCUCGUGCGGCUAGAGAGGCGGCAUCACCAUGGCGACCCCGGCCGACAGUCAGAGGAGCUGUUUCUGGGAGAUGUUCACACUGAGCGCGCUCAUAGGAGACUCCACCGACCCUCGGGCUACCAGACCCCCCUACAGAACAUCAAGACCGAUGGCCGUCACUGCAGAAUUUGUCGAAUUAUCGCUUCGGCCGAUCUUCAUCAUCCUCCUGUCUUGCCGUCCCAGAAGAUCCGUCCAGUACGUCUCCAUGGAAACUGGGUGAGCACACGAUGUGAAGUUCGCCCGGGCGUCCUCUUCCUCACCCGAUAUCUGACGUUCCACGAGGACAGCGGCACGUGGGAAGGACGUUAUGACCAUUUCUCUGACCCCACCUGCAGACACCCGACCUUCAGUAUCACAGCCAGCGGACGCUACAGUAGAGGACCUCCUUCAUCCACGGUCAUGGGCGGUGUAGAGUUCACCUUCACAGUGACACACAUGAAGGUGACGCCGAUGGACGUGGCCACCACAUCACUGCUGAACGUCUUCAGUGGGCACGAAUGUGGCACGGGCGGCCCCUGGAAGCUGGCCGUCCAACAGGACGUGACGUCGACGGCCGGUUGUGCCGCGCUGGGAAUCCGGCUGCCUCAUACGGAGUACGAGCUGUUCGGCAUGGGUCAAGACUCCGACGGACACGAUCUCCUCUACAACGGCCAGAGGCCGACCAACGGCUCCAGUCCGGAUCGACCCCACAGACGUGCCACGUCCUACCAGCCGCCUCUGAUCCGCUGCAUCGCCGGCCGGAAGGGGGAGCCACAAUGGGGGAAAGAGGGAGGUCAAGAUUUCAGACUCAGUCACAAUGGAUGCCACAUCCUCCGAGGUUUAUUUAAUCUCGUUGCAUUGAGCGUACUUAUCAAAUUCAUGUAGCAGGUAUGAACUUACAAGAUUUUUGGAUCCGACCGUUUAUUUGCACUACUUGAGGAUACAUUUAAAGACUCGUCUGUCUCAUUCCGAUUAGAAACGCGAGCUGACAAAUCUUUGUGUGACAGAUUUAAAACCGGAUCUGCAGCAUUCUGUGUGUUUUUAAAUGUCGGUUGAAGAUGGUUGUGGGUUGACACAUGCAUGCACACUAAUACAGUCCAGUGAUAAUCUCCUCUUUAUUGUAUAAAGAUCAUUAUUAACACAUUUAAAAUAAUCAGCCGGUAACAUCUAAACACUGUAAAUAUUCAAGGUCUGAAUGGAAGCUCAUCUCCUGUUUGCCCAGACUUAACAAUAUCAAGUGUGAAAACUAUUUUUCAGCGAGAAAUGUGUCGGUCUAAACUAGGGUUGCAAAAUUGCAGGGAUUUUCAAGGAAAUUAACUGGGAAUAUAGUUGCCAAUAACAGGGAACUUACAUGUACCUUCUUGCAGCAUACAUUUGUUUAAACCAGCAGCCAUAUCACCCUGUAGCCCAAGACUGGUUGCCAACUGAAGCUAAGUAGGGUUGAGCUUGGUCAGUAAUUGGAUGGGAGACCAUAAUGGGAAACCUAGUUUGCUGCUGGUAGAGGUGCUAGUGAGAACCUUUGGUCCUAACACCCCAGUAUAGUAAUGGAGACACUAUAAUGUCAUAAAGCACCGUCCUUCAGAUGAGAUGUUAAACUGAGGUCCUGACUCUCUGUGGUCAUUAUAAAAAUCCCAGAAUGUCAUUUGAUAAGGAAUAGGGGUGCCCAUUGGCCUACUAAUCAUCCCCUCAUACACUGAUUGGCUAUAUCACUCGAUCUCCUCUCCACUUAUAAGCUGGGGUGUGGUGGGCGUUCUGGAGCAAUAUGGCUGCUGUUGUAUCAUCCAGGUGAAUGCUGGACAUUGGUGAUGUCAAGAACUCAUAAAAAUUGUAUGACUUUGCAUGCAUGUCUUCUUAUGACCAAACUAAAUGUUUAUUUAUGUUUGUAUAUGAUAUAGUUUAUAUACAUUUCAAAAAUAAUUCCCAUUACAUUUCCAAUUGGGAAUAUUUCCAAAAUUCCCAAGAUUUAAUUUCCAUGUAAAGUUUCCAGAAAUUAACUGGAAAAUGUCCACCCCUUUGCAACCCUAGUCUAAACUCCCAGACAGUAUUUUCAGGGUGUUGAGGUUCAUGUUUCUUGUAUCUACAGUAGCAGCUUUGCAUUCGCUUGAGUUUGUGCAGCAUGUUUUGUUCAAUGUGUUUGUGAAGUGGCAUAUUUACCAUAGAAGACGUGUUUAACAAGCAUUUGGAAGAAAAUGCUUCCAAAAUCAGCCGGUUUCAGACAGAGACGAGACAGAUUCAUGAGUGUUAAAGAGGUUUUAUUUAAGCAAUGUUAAAUACCACAGGACUGUAAAGCUGAUCUUUAUUCAGUCAAGUUGCCUCACAAUUGAGUAAUAUAUGAUUUGCAUAAAGAAAAACUCAAUGUAAUGAUUGAAAUCGGCAUUGGUGUCAUUGGAGAUGGUGAGGAAAAAACAUGGACACACGAGGCACAUUUUUCCAGCAGACUUCAUCACAUUCAGGAAAUCAAUGUGAAAUUCAGUGUCUGAAUUCGUCAUCAUCCAGCAACAAGCAGCAAAGACGAUUAAUUAAUUUAUUUUUAUUAUGAAUCUGCAUUUCCCAUUUUUUUUUUGUCAAAAGAAUCAAAAGAACAUGUACAUGACACUUAAAACAUUCCAUUAAACUCUUAAUAAAACCACA
Misgurnus anguillicaudatus (oriental weatherfish) is the source of this 3979-nucleotide messenger RNA. RefSeq names its product protein APCDD1-like. Gene Ontology annotation, molecular function: Wnt-protein binding. The record is from RefSeq and is a predicted model, not a curated record. Gene Ontology annotation, cellular component: plasma membrane. Lineage: Eukaryota; Metazoa; Chordata; Actinopteri; Cypriniformes; Cobitidae. Gene Ontology annotation, biological process: negative regulation of Wnt signaling pathway.